Ceutorhynchus assimilis (cabbage seed weevil) is the source of this 2769-nucleotide messenger RNA. The record is from the annotation of a GenBank genome assembly. Lineage: Eukaryota; Metazoa; Arthropoda; Insecta; Coleoptera; Curculionidae.
AUGUAUUCUAAUUACGGCAUAAUACAUCAAAGAAGUUUGAGUAUUUUGAAAAGUUUAAGAAUAACUAGGGAAUUUGUGCGGGGUUAUCAGAGUGAUAAUGUAUUUGGAUAUAGGAAAAUACCUAGGAGUGAGUUUAGACUUUCUGACGAGAUAUUGCAAAAUAGGUCUAACGCAAGUAAUUUGUAUCGUUUAGUGACAGCUUAUAGAACGCAUGGACAUAAAUAUGCCAAUACGAAUCCAAUAUCGAUAUUGGAAAGCUCCGAGAAUCCAAUUGAGCUAGACAUUACGAGAUACGGGUUUAAAGAGACAAAUACAAUAAUUAAUUUAAAUGAAGGUAUUAUAAACCAUCCCAGUGAUGAAGUGUCACUAAGCGAAUUAGUGGAAUAUUUGAACAAAAUCUAUUGUAAUCAUAUAAGUGGAGAAUUUAAAUACUUAGAGGCUGAAGAAGAAAGGGAAUGGUUUGCAUCAGAAUUUGAAAAAGUCUCAAAUAUAGAGCUACCAAAUGACACGAAGAAAUCACUAGCUAAAGAGCUUAUAAGAUCUCAAGCCUUUGACAAUUUCCUAGCAAAAAGAUUCUCCAGCGUGAAACGAUAUGGUGGCGAAGGUGCUGAAAGCAUGAUGGGAUUUUUCAAUGAGGUUUUCAAAAUGGCUACAAAUGACCCAUUAGAACAAUUAAUCCUUGGAUUACCCCACAGAGGCCGCCUCAACUUAUUAACGGGUCUUUUAAAUUACCCCCCAGCUCAAAUAUUUCACAAACUAAAAGGAAAUCCAGAUUUUCCUGAAACUUAUCAGUGCUUUGGAGACGUACUUAGUCAUAUAAUAUCUUCCACAGACGUAACAUAUAAUGAUAAAUCCAUACAUGUAUCAGUAUUAUAUAAUCCGUCUCAUUUGGAAAUUGCCAAUCCAGUUUCUAUGGGAAAAACUAGAGCUAAACAAAUCGCAUUAAAAGAUGGUGGUUACGGGGAUAAGAGGUGGAGCGAGAAAGUUUUGAACAUACAGGUUCAUGGUGACGCAGCUUUCAUAGGACAAGGCGUCAAUCAAGAAACCUUAGAAUUAAGCGCGGUACCACAUUUCGAAGUCGGUGGUUCCAUUCACUUGGUAGUCAAUAACCAAAUAGGUUUUACUACUCCUGGUGAGCGUGGAAGAUCUUCUAGAUAUUGUACUGAUUUGGCUAAAAUAAUUGCUGCCCCAGUUAUUCAUGUUAAUGGAGAUCAUCCAGAGGAAGUUUUAAAAGCAGCAAGAUUGGCUUUCAACUAUCAAAGAAAGUUUCGAAAAGAUGUGUUUGUUGACAUGAAUUGUUUUAGAAGAUGGGGACAUAAUGAGAUGGAUGAUCCUACUUUUACAAAUCCUGCUUUGUAUGGGUUGAUUAAUUCAAAAAUGUCAGUGCCGGAUGCUUAUGCUAAAAAACUUAUCAGUCAAGGUAUUUUAAGUGAACAAGAGUGUUCUGAGAUAUAUAACGAACAUUUCGAUUGGCUAAAUGAAGAGUUGAACAAAUCUGAAGAUUGGAAUCCAAAAGAUGUCUAUUUUAAAUCCCAAUGGCAAGGCAUUUCUCAACCAGCAGCGGCAGUUACCGUUUGGGACACUGGAAUUGACGUGGAUUUGAUGACUUUCCUUGGUGAAAAAUCAGUGAAAUAUCCAGAAAACUUUAAAAUUCAUCCCACAAUAUUGAGGGGGCAUGUUAAAAAUCGCCUGUCAAAAGUAGCCGAGGGGCUUAAUAUCGAUUGGUCUACUGCGGAGGCCUUAGCGAUUGGAAGUCUCCUAUUUGAAGGUAACAAUGUCAGAAUCAGUGGUCAAGACAUAGGAAGAGGCACAUUCUCUCAGCGUCACGCAAUGUUUGUGGACCAAGAAACAAAUAGUAUUCAUAUACCUCUAAACAACAUCCAUGCAAAACAAGAAGCGUUUUUAGAACUGGCAAAUAGUACGUUAUCAGAAGAAGCAGUUUUGGCUUUCGAAUAUGGAAUGAGCAUAGAAAAUCCAAAUAAUCUCAUUAUUUGGGAAGCUCAGUUUGGGGAUUUUUUUAACGGAGCUCAGAUUGUUUUUGAUACUUAUAUUACUAGCGGUGAAGCCAAAUGGAUAUACCAAAGUGGCCUCACAGUCCUUUUACCACACGGAUACGACGGUGCAGGUCCAGAACACAGUUCUUCUAGAUUAGAGCGGUUUCUGCAGUUAACAGACUCCAAAGAGGAUCAAGUUGAUGGUGACAAUAUAAAUUUCCAGGUGUGCCAACCAAGCACACCUGCUCAGUAUUUUCAUUUGUUAAGGCGACAGAUGAUUAGAAACUAUCGUAAACCUCUUAUUAUAAUUACACCGAAAACCUUGCUAAGGGCAUCCAAAUGUGUUUCAAAAUUUGGUGAUAUGACUAAAGGGACCUAUUUUAAGCCAGUAAUAGGAGAUACCUCAAUAGAACCAUCUAGAGUAAAAAGAGUCCUUCUAACAUCAGGAAAACAUUUUUACACUUUAGCUGAAGAAAGACAAACUAUAGGAGUAGAUGAUACAGUAAUAAUUCGCGUAGAAUCUUUUUGUCCGUUCCCAACAGCCGAAUUAAUGCAAGAAGUUGCUCAAUACAAAAAUGCCAAAACAUUUAUUUGGUGCCAAGAAGAACCUCAAAAUAUGGGCGCUUGGACGUUUUUUAAGAGACGAUUUGAAAGUCUUAUUGGUCAUAAGAUACAAUUUUGCGGUCGUCCAACUCUGCCUAUUCCAGCUGUCGGAAUUGGUAAGCUCCACAAGCAACAAGAAUCUGAAAUACUCACGAAGCCAUUUUUAAUGUAG